Molecule: messenger RNA, 6786 nt
Organism: Poeciliopsis prolifica (blackstripe livebearer)
Lineage: Eukaryota; Metazoa; Chordata; Actinopteri; Cyprinodontiformes; Poeciliidae
Product: potassium voltage-gated channel subfamily H member 7-like
Exons: 15
Coding region: 404-3868 (1154 amino acids)
Biological process (GO): potassium ion transmembrane transport; regulation of ventricular cardiac muscle cell membrane repolarization; regulation of heart rate by cardiac conduction
Cellular component (GO): membrane
Molecular function (GO): inward rectifier potassium channel activity
Source: RefSeq, a predicted model, not a curated record
UUGGCAUAUUAACCAGCGUCCACUGUAAGCGCCAAACACACCGCGACGGAGGACGUCAGGCUCGCAUCCCAUCCUCAGAGCGAAAUGCUCCGCGUACCGGAUCUCACUCACGCUAUCCUCCCGGAUUCCGUCCGUCGCUUCGGAGAGGGGGCAUUCAUACGCACAGGUAUACAAGCGGGAUAAAGAACUCAUCGAUGAAGUAGGGAGGUUAAAUUCGGAAAAAAAACCCCAAAAAAAUUAACAAACAAAAAAAAAAAAAGUGGAAAGAGGUGUCACUCCCCGCCCCCCCCUGUCCGCGCGUCGAGGAUGCAAGAGGAGUCAGCACAAAGACGCAACAUCUGCAACUUCAGGAUUUACUUGUAAAGACGUUUCGUUAUUGGAGGUCGUGGAAUUAUAAGUAAACAUGCCUGUGAGAAGGGGUCACGUUGCGCCACAAAACACGUUCCUUGGAUUAAUCAUCCGGAAAUUCGAGGGUCAGAAUCGCAAAUUUGUCAUAGCCAAUGCGAGGGUGGAGAACUGUGCGAUUAUAUACUGUAACGAUGGUUUCUGUGAGAUGACGGGCUUCUCAAGACCAGACAUCAUGCAGAAGCCCUGUACCUGUGACUUUCUCCAUGGGGACCUCACCGACAAGGAGGCGAUCAACCAGGUGGCGCAGGCUGUGCUUGGCUCCGAAGAGCGCAAGGUGGAGAUCACCUACCACCGGAAGGAUGGGUCUGACUUUCAGUGUACUACUCACAUAAUCCCAGUGAAGAAUGAAGAAGGAGUGGUGAUGAUGUUUAUUUUAAAUUUUGACUAUGUUGUGGAUGAAGGAAGUGACCACUCCACCGAGAACAUAAGCCCUGCAUCCCCUACAAAGUCAGAUCAAAGAAGGAGCAGAUUCUUUCGCUUCCGUCAGGUCGCCUUGAGCCUGAUGAAUACCAACAAGCAAUCUCUUCCUCAAGAGGACCCAGACGCCGUGAUGGUAGAUUCUCCCAAAGAAGAUGCGGUCUCGGUGGCCUUGGAGAGCUUUCCUUCACCCACAAAGAGCAUUUGCAGUCCUACUGAGGCCAAUGACACACGUGCCCUCAUAAGUUCUAGCCACCACUCUUCCCAGGCUAGCGUCGGCCCUGAACCACUUGAUCACUCAUCCCUCAAAGUCCCGUGGGACAAGCUGUACCAGACAGAGCCUCACCAGUCCUCCACCUCCCUAUCAAACACCUUCCCCAGAGGCAGCACCGGGAGCAUGAGGAGAGCCUCAUCCAUCCAUGAAAUUGAGGGCUAUAGCUCCAAUUCAAAAAGUGUAUUUAGGGACCGACAUACAAGUGAAGGCCCGUUCAACCAUGUGAAGUCCAGUCUGCUCGGCUCCACCUCUGAUUCAAACAUCAACAAGUACAGCACCAUCAACAAGAUCCCCCUGAUUGCGCUUAACUUCACAGAGGGCACCGAUAAGAAAGCCCAUUCUCCUCCAACCUCUGAGAAAGCCAUCAUAGCACCAAAAGUCAAAGACAGAACUCACAACGUCACAGAAAAAGUUACACAGGUCCUUUCUCUUGGAGCCGAUGUACUUCCAGAAUACAAACUGCAGGCGCCUCGCAUUGAUAAGUUCACCAUCCUCCACUAUAGCCCCUUUAAAGCAGUAUGGGACUGGCUGAUCCUGUUGCUGGUCAUCUACACAGCAAUCCUCACUCCUUACUCUGCUGCUUUCCUGCUCAAUGACCAGGAGGAGCAGAGGAGACGUGAAUGUGGCUACUCCUGCAGCCCUCUCAAUGUAGUGGAUUUGAUGGUGGACAUCAUGUUCAUUAUUGACAUACUCAUAAACUUCAGGACCACCUAUGUUAACCACAACGAGGAAGUGGUUAGCCAUCCAGCUAAAAUAGCGAUCCACUACUUCAAAGGCUGGUUCCUCAUCGAUAUGGUUGCAGCGAUCCCCUUUGAUCUUCUGAUCUUUGGCUCAGGAUCGGAUGAGACAACCACUCUCAUUGGCCUGCUAAAGACAGCGAGGCUCCUACGAUUGGUGCGUGUCGCAAGAAAGCUGGACCGUUACUCUGAGUACGGCGCUGCUGUUCUGAUGUUGCUCAUGUGUAUCUUUGCCCUAAUUGCCCACUGGCUGGCCUGUAUAUGGUAUGCUAUCGGCAAUGUGGAGAAGCCCUACCUAGAGCACAAGAUUGGCUGGCUCGACAAUUUGGCAUUGUCCAUAGGGAAGAGAUACAACUACAGCGAUCCUAACUCUGGUCCCUCCAUCAAGGACAAGUAUGUCACCGCCCUUUACUUCACUUUCAGCAGUCUCACAAGUGUGGGCUUUGGGAAUGUUUCCCCCAAUACCAACUCAGAGAAGAUCUUUUCCAUAUGUGUCAUGUUAAUUGGUUCCCUCAUGUAUGCCAGUAUUUUUGGAAACGUCUCUGCCAUCAUCCAGAGACUGUACUCUGGGACAGCCCGCUACCAUGCUCAAAUGUUACGGGUCAAGGAGUUUAUCCGCUUUCACCAGAUCCCAAACCCUCUCAGGCAGCGGCUAGAAGAGUACUUCCAGCACUCAUGGACCUACACCAAUGGCAUUGACAUGAACACGGUGUUGAAAGGUUUUCCUGAAUGCCUGCAGGCAGAUAUUUGCCUCCACCUUAACAAAAAUCUUCUAGAGAACUGUAAAGCUUUUCAAGGGGCAACCAAAGGGUGCUUGAGGGCCUUGGCCAUGCGCUUCAGAACCACUCAUGCUCCUCCUGGAGACACUCUGGUGCACAGCGGCGAUGUUCUAACAGCUCUCUACUUUCUGUCCCGUGGCUCAAUUGAGAUACUAAAGGAUGACAUUGUGGUAGCAAUUCUAGGAAAAAAUGAUAUAUUUGGAGAAAUGAUCCAUCUUUACACCACACCUGGGAAGUCCAAUGCAGAUGUGCGUGCUCUAUGUUAUUGCGACCUGAGUACCAUUCAGAGAGAAGACCUGCUGGAGGUGCUGGAUAUGUACCCAGAAUUCUCGGACUAUUUCUUCAACAACCUGGAGCUUACCUUCAACCUCAGAGACGAUCCAGCAAAGUCUGUUGGUGUCCAAGAGGGUGAUCCAGAUGCUGAUGAUAAUAGAAGCAUGAAAAGAAGAAUCUCGUUCACCCCAGAUAUACCUACAGAGGAAAACAACGAAGCAGAUAAGGAUAUUCAAAAAGAGAGAGGCUCUACCUCCUGCCUGAAAAGGGGCUCAGUGGCCCUGGGUUCUUCCUCACUCAGUGUUCCAGUCCUGGACUCUGACCUUAUUGUGAGAGACGGCUUAGACAGAAGACCCUCUAUAGAAGAUCUGCGCUGUGAUAAAUGGGCCUGUAAGAAGCCUGAGGACUACCUGGAUGAGUCAGCACAGAUCCAGGACCUGAGAGAGGAAGAUAAUUCUGCCAGCGAAAUCACAUACGGCGAGGUGGAACAACGCUUAGGUCAGCUUCAGGAGCACUUAAACAGGUUGGAGUCGCACUUGAUAUCAGAUAUUCAAACCAUCCUGCAGAUGCUGCAGAGACAACCGACUCUAGGACCCCCCGCCUACAGCACUGUGACAGCCAGUCCAGAAUAUCAAAGAUCCGCUGUGAAGGUUCAGCCUGUUGCUCUGUCUGCAAGCCAUUUAUUCAGCCAUACAGACACUCAAGGCCCCAGCCAAAAACUGGAGAGCACCAUUCAGGAAUCCAAAGACUCCAUUGUGAAUGCACCCAUAGAGGACAGCCUUACAGUAUUUUUUCAACAAAGACAUGCAGACAUGCAUCAGCAACAACAACAGAUCCCAGCACAUCAACAGCCAGCACUGAUCCCUCUUCCAUCUCAAACCUUAUCUGCCUCCUGCUCUUCUGCACUGCCCUCUGCCCCUGACCACACCUCAGAAAGACACCUCAGACAUGUCUCAGACUCUGAGGUUCCCAGGACAUAAAUUCUCAGCAGCACCGUAUGAUAAUAUUGGAAUUAUUAUGCUGUAAUUAUUAAGUAGCACUCUUUUGUUUGUUUUAUCAGCAUGCUGGCACAGACAUCUGCAUCUUAAAGUGGCUAUGUUAAAGAAAGGAGAAUAUAUUUCAUUGUGCAUGUGGUGAAAAUGUUUUUUGCCCUCUCUUUCUGUUCUUUUGGAAGAAGGAAACUAACAAGAGUUGCAGAUUUUGGCACUUUUUAAAAAAGAUUUUUAAAUGUGAACUCAUUUUAUCCUAAAAAUCCACAUGAAGCCAGAAGUCUGUAUAACUAAGAUGAGACUGCUGUUAUUAGACAACACUUUUUUUAAUGGCAUUAAUAGUUGGUUGUAUUAGAGCGAAGACAGUUCGCCUAUGUAGAGUUUUGCUAGAUUUUUCCUAAUAUUCCGCUUUACCUACUGAAAAACCUGGUUGGGUCACCAGUGUACCGGUCUUACCAUUAACACAUUUAUUUACCAAUACAGGGAAAACCAUUGUGACAAUCAGAGAGCAAUGUGUCACUCCGUAACAUUUCUAAACAAGAAAACAUGACUGACCUACCUCACACAAACACUGGUCUCUCAUAGAAACCAGCAACUUCUGCAUUAUUUCACCACAUACAAGGUUUUUUUUUAUUUACUCUGGUGUCAGUUGUUCCUAAAUUUGACUCAAAUCAUUUUAUAUUUAAAAAUUUGUUUUUUGAGGGAUUGAUAAACAUCUUUUGCAAGAUUUUAGAAAAAAAAUAGGGUCGCUGAUUGUUGAAGAUAUAUAUAAUCUGGCAGAUGGAGACAGUGAUGGUGACAGGGAGUCACACAAACUCCCUAAAUGCAGAGAUUGGAUCCAAAGAAAGACACAAGUAAGUCAAGCUGACAGGUGUUUGCUGCCAGGCUGCCACUUGUGUAAAAAGGAAGAGUACACUGGCGGCAGAAAGCUACCAAUGUACUGGUAAUCCACGGAUACUCAGGAUGUUGAAAUGAGGAUAGUUGGCAUAAACUCAGCAAGAUGAGACAUUAUGAGAUUGGAAAACUGUGGGCUGGUCUAAUGAGUCACAAUUUCAGCAGGGAUAUUCAAGUGGUAGGGUCAGAAUUUGGUGUAAAAAUCAAAGUUUGAAUUGAUCUUGUCUUGCAUCAACAGUUAAAGUUAGUGGUGGUGGUGUAUUGGAUAUAAUUUCUUGGUACCAAAUGAACAAACAGCAUAGGCAUAGAGUAUUACUGCUGACUAUGCUCUUUAUGAGCAUAACAUAUCCCUCUGCUGACGACUUCUUCCAGGAGGACAAAGCUCAGUGUAACAAUACCCAAAUCAUCUCAAACUGCUUUGAAUAUCACAAUGAGUUAUUCAACUCCAGUUUCCUCCACAGUCAACAACCCUCAAUCUAAGAAAGCACCUUUGGGAUGUGGUGGAACAUGACAUUUGUAUCAUAAAUGUGCAGCUGACAAAUCUGCAGUAACUGCAUGAUGCUGUCAUGUCAAUACGAACCAAAAUUAUGAUUUUGGCAUCGUGAAUCUUUGCCACCAAAGGUGUACCUAAUAAAAUGGCCAGCAUGUGAUUUUUCUCAUAACUCACCAGGAUGCAUCUACUGUAUAACCUGCUGCCAAAUUAUGUAGCACUUUAUCAAUCAUUGUUGAUGGUUCAAGCAAAAAACAAGAACAAAAAAUUAAGCUUUUGGUUAAGACUGAUAAUGCUGGUUGUUGACAGGCCGUCAAUCUUUUCAAGUCUGGCAGGCGGCUGGUGAGCACAGAUGUUUGUUCAUGUUUGUUGACCCUCUGCAGCCUGAGACUUUGAAACUGAGGGUGUGAGCCAACGCAAGGCCUGGCACUGCUUUGUGUCCUCAUUAGAACCUGAAGUGUGAGGAGGUGACUUUGUUACAGCGGGAGAAAUGAUGACGCAGCGGUUCUUUUUCCAUUUUCUGAAAUCUUUGCAUAGUACCUGACACUAAGGGUCUGACAAGCCAGCGGGGAAAAGAGAAAAAAAAAAAAAAACGCAUUCUGCAAAUUUCCUCUCCUGGGACAGGGGAUAUAGCACGAUACUGACUACAUGGAUACCCUUAACAGUCACUACAGAACCUGAUCAUUAUACCCCAUCUAUAGUCUGAAUCCUGUGUGGGUUACACAAACUAUUUCCUAGAACUUUUAGAGCGAUUCAGCAUUACUACUGAGGUGUGUGAACAGUUUUCUCAUCCUUAGCUGUAUGCCUAUAUUCUUUGCAGUGUGACUCAGGGGCUAUGGAUAAUUGCACUGCAACAUACAUCACAGUACACUAUGUAUUUAAAUGAUGUGCAUUAUUAUUAUUAUUGCAAUCGCUGAUCUGCACCUACUGUACUAUAUUAACCAGAAUGCACCGUGCAUGCUUGUUUGAGCAAAUAUCAUAACAUGCAGAUUUGAGGAUUAUCUGCUGUUAUCCCUGCCUCGGACACGCAAGUACGAUGCAGUGCAUGUGUUGUAAACUCUAUUUAUAUACUGUUUUGCACUGAUUUCAAGCCCAAAGUAGCACAACAUAUAAUGAUGUCAGCAUUCAUGUGUUAUUUUUUUAUUUAAAUUUUUUUUUUAUGUAUGUGAAGGUAUGAUGUGGUAGAAAAAGACUAAAUUAAAGAUGGGAUUUCACUUAGUCAUACAGUAGGAUCUGUUCUAAAGAAGGCUUCAAACAGGGACUUGUGCCUAUACAACCAGUCCAAAUGAUAAGUCAGCCAUCUUUAAUUGUAACAAAAUCACAUUCAUGAAUCCCAUUGUAUACCCAUGUUAUUUUGGAUAAUGUCCACCUUACUAAAUAUUAUUGAACAGCUGUAAAAUAAAUAAUAUAUUAUUGUAUGAUGUAAAUAGUAUUUUUUACUCUAUCAUUUAUUUAUGAGAUUCUGUAAAACUAUAGAUUAUGCUUGUUUUGAAACUAUGGAAGCAAUAAAUUAAAAAGUGUUGAA